Chelonia mydas (Green sea turtle) is the source of this 8870-nucleotide messenger RNA. RefSeq names its product thioredoxin related transmembrane protein 3 (gene TMX3). Bases 336 to 1703 code for a protein of 455 amino acids. The transcript has 16 exons. Gene Ontology annotation, molecular function: protein disulfide isomerase activity. Gene Ontology annotation, biological process: peptidyl-cysteine oxidation. Lineage: Eukaryota; Metazoa; Chordata; Testudines; Cheloniidae. Gene Ontology annotation, cellular component: endoplasmic reticulum. The record is from RefSeq and is a predicted model, not a curated record.
UUUGGCGACCAGCGCCCGCUGCCAUUAGGCGGUCCCAACGCUGGGUGGGGGUGGGGGGUGUCUCUGCCCUGCCCCCCCCAAGCCGGCUGGCGGGGAGCCCGCGCACCCAGAAGAGCGCAGCAGCCGGCAGAACCGGCUCGCGCUGGGCGUUCGGAGUGGAACGGUCUCUGCGGGGGCGUGGCCGGAGGUCCUGACCGCCGCCUCUCUUUCCCUAACCCGCCCCCCCCGCCGUUCUUUCUGCGCUUGCGCGGGGGGCGUCUGCCGGGGCGCCGCGUGCGCUUUGGUUUCCCCUGCCGGCCGGAAGUUGUGCUGCCUUCCCGAGUGCUUCUGUCAACAUGGCCGCGGCGAGCGGGCGGCGCCGGCUUAUCUGGGCAGCAGCUGCUGCACUUGUCUUGACUUUAGAUGCAGCUUUUGUGGAAGACUUAGAUGACUCGUUUAAAGACAAUCGUAAAGAUGACAUUUGGCUUGUAGAUUUUUAUGCACCUUGGUGUGGCCAUUGCAAGAAAUUGGAGCCUGUGUGGAAUGAAGUUGGUGUAGAGAUAAGAAGCAGUGGGUCUCCAGUAAAAGUUGGGAAGAUGGAUGCGACUUCCUAUUCCAGUAUUGCCUCUGAAUAUGGAGUUAGAGGUUAUCCAACAAUUAAACUCUUAAAAGGUGACUUGGCAUACAACUAUAGAGGACCUAGAACCAAAGAUGAUAUAAUUGAAUUUGCUAACAGAGUAGCAGGGCCUCUUAUCCGGCCACUUCCUAGCCAGCAAAUGUUUGAACAUGUGCACAAGAGGCAUCGUGUACUUUUUUUGUAUGUUGGUGGGGAAUCUCCUUUAAAGGAGAAAUACAUAGAAGUUGCUUCAGAACUAAUUGUCUAUACAUACUUUUUUUCUGCCUCAGAAGAGGUGCUACCUGAGUAUGUGACACUGCCUGAAUUGCCUGCUGUUGUGGUCUUCAAAGAUGGGACUUACUUUGUAUAUGAUGAAUAUGAAGAUGGUGAUCUAUCAUCUUGGAUAAACCGAGAGAGAUUCCAAGCGUAUCUUAAUGUAGAUGGGUUUACACUCUAUGAACUUGGAGAUACAGGAAAACUUGUGGCGAUUGCGAUUAUUGAUGACAAAAACUCUUCAGCUGAACAUACCAGGCUAAAGUCUGUUAUUCAAGAAGUCGCUAAAGAUUACAGAGACCAUUUUCACAGGAACUUCCAGUUUGGCUAUAUGGACGGUAACGACUAUAUUAAUAGCUUACUAAUGGAUGACUUGACAAUCCCCACUGUUGUCGUAUUGAACACUUCCAACCAACAGUAUUUUCUACCAGAUAGACGCAUUGAGAGUCCUGAAGACCUGGUUCAGUUCAUUAAUAACAUCUUAGAUGGUACAGCCGAAGCACAAGGUGGUGAUGGGUUUCUGCAGCGAAUCAAGAGAAUAAUUUAUGAUGCCAAGUCUACUGUAGUGUCUGUAUUCAAGAGUUCUCCACUUCUGGGCUGCUUUCUCUUUGGUCUGCCACUGGGUGUCAUUAGCCUCAUGUGUUAUGGAAUCUGCACAGCUGAUACCGAUGGAGGUGUAGAGGAAAAUGAGACAUCUAAAAAGGAAACUGGAGAUAGGGAACUUACAGAUGAAGGCAGUGAGGAAGAACAAGAGCAGGAAAACAAAGAAAAAUCUGCAGAACUUUCAGAUGGAGAACAUGGACAGAAACAUAUAUUUGAUAAGAAAAAAGACUAAGUUGCCUAGUUUAAAGAAUUCUGUAGAAUUUCCAAAUAGCCUUAUUUAUUGAAGUGAGUCAUUUAAUGAUGAUCUUCACAGAAGAGGACCUUUUGUCUGUAUUUUGCUAGUUUUGACUUGCAUGUAUUCAGAUCUUCUUCUCAAAUACGGUCGGGGGAAGGGUGGGGACCCAAAUGCUUUCUUAAUUAUUUUUGAUUAACAUUUUAUUAUUCUGACUAUUGUCUCUGAAGAUUAAUAUUCCUAAACUGUUUGUUCACAGGCAACAAUCAGGUAAAAUAUGCUACAUGUGAUAAUCUAGUAACGUUGUGGCCGACAUACAUCAGGAUCAUCUUUUUGUGGGAACAGAAGUGGAAAAGUUGCAGGAAAGCUUAGAAUGAAAUACGUAAAUUUUACAGACCCUUUGAAAUUGUGAUGGCUAAAGAUGGCUUGAGCUUUCCAUAAAAACACUCUUAUUUUAGCUACUGCACCUUAUUUUGAAAGAAAUACCUUUUGUACGUUUUAAAGUUAAAGAUAAUUUGUUGUUAUUUACAGAAGUGCUUUGUUAUAUGACAGUACUAAAAUCAAUUACUGGCAGUUUUCCCCAGAAGUUGUGUUAAAUGCAAGACCUAAGAGAGAGUUAUUUAUUAAAAUAGUUCCUUACUAACUAAUAUUUUAAACAAGUAAAAAUUGUUUGGGGAUUGCAUUGUAAAGAAGUUUUGUCAUGGGAAUGCUAGUCCUUGAUUGGGCUUUACAAGUAAAACUUACUAAUUUUUUUCCUAGUAUAAAUUAUUUACAGAUUCUGAAAAAUCUGGGUGCAGCUUGAUGGUGGAAGAAUAAAUAUAAGCAUCCACAGUCGUCUAAUCCUCUCAUACAGAUCUGUAAGGACAGGCUUUAACCAAAUACCUUUUCAAAACUUUUUUUGAAUGGUUUAUGAUUCAUAUUAAUCUUAGGUUUCAGAGUAGCAGCCGUGUUAGUUUGUAUUUGCAAAAAGAAAAGGAGUACUUUUGGCACCUUAGAGACUAACAAAUUUAUUUGAGCAUAAGCUUUCGUGAGCUACAGCUCACUUCAUCGGAUGCAUUCAGUCCAGCAUCCGAUGAAGUGAGCUGUAGCUCACGAAAGCUUAUGCUCAGAUAAAUUUGUUAGUCUCUCAGGUGCCACAAGUACUCCUUUUCUUUUUAUUAAUCUUAGGCUAUGUCUACACUGGCAGAGUUUUUUUCGCCAAGAGCUUAAAGAAAACCGCUGUUAUGUGUUCACAUUGUCUUCCACUGGCGGGAUAGCAUGCUCACACUUGCGGCACUUGCAUCGCCAAUGAGAGCAGUGCACUGUGGGUAGCUAUCCCACGGUGCAGCUCUCCCCCUUCUGCCACUAGGUUUUGUGGGAAGGCAAAGGGGAUCGCAGCGGAUGAGGCUUCAUUGACCCAUGACCCGUCCCAGCAUUCCGUGUGCUUCUGUCUUCAGUUCGCGGCAUUUUUCAACGUCCCUUGUUUUGCUUUCCCCGCCACAUCUAUCUGCAGGAAUGUAUCCUGCACUGCUCUCCACUGCUCUGCUAGCUCUCACUAGCACAUUGCAAGUGGCAGUGGAGUUAUUCUUGCAGUUACAAAGGCAGCAGCAGUUACAAUUGCCUGACGUGGUGUCCGACAUUCAAAGCAGCAACAUUAGAUUGCUUUUGACAUUCACAGAGGAACUGAACACAGUGGAACGUCGCUUUUGGGCUCGGGAAACUAGAGCACAGAGUGGUGGGAUUGCAUUGUUAUGAAAGUCUGGGGUGACAAGCAGUGGCUGCAGAACUUUCAGAUGCCCUGGAACUGUGUGCUGAGCUCGCCCCAGCCCUGCCGUGCAAAUGACCCAAAAGGACUCCCAAAUGAGAUCUGCCCUCUCGGUAGAGAAGCAUGUGGCAAUCGCAGUGUGGAAACUGGCGACUCGCAAACUAGUUUGGAGUGGGGAAGUCGACUGUUGUGCCUGUGUUAACGCAAGUGUGCAAGUCUAUUAAUCGCAUCCUGCUGCAAAAGACCGUGACUCUUGGCAGUGUGCGUGAAAUUGUGGAUGGUGUUGCAGAAAUGGGUUUCCCUAACCGUGGAGGGAAGAUAAAUGGCAUGCAUAUUCCAAAUCUGGCACCGGACCACUUUGCGAUCAAUUGGAAGGGAUACUUCUCCAUGUUUUUUCAGGCGCUUGUGGAUUACAGUGGCAUUUCGCUGACAUUAAUGCGGGGUGGUCUGGAAAGGUGCAUGACACAUGUAUAUUUAGAAACACUGGCCUGUACAGAAAGCUGCAAGCAGGGAUGUUCUUUCCAGACCAGAAGAUCACUGUAGGGGAAGUCAAAAUGCCCAUAGUGAUCCUGGGAGACCCAGCAUACCCCUUAAUGCCGUGGCUCAUGAAGCCGUACACUGGAAACCUAGAUAACAGUAAGGAGCUGUUCGACAACAGGCUGAGUAGAGCAGAGUGACCGUUGAACGUGUGUUUGGCCAAUUAAAGGCACACUGGUGAUGCCUAAAUGGCAGGCUAGACCUGAAUGAGGAAAAUAUUCCCAUUGUUAUAGCUGCAUGUUGUACGCUGCGUAAGAUUUGUGAAGGGAAAGGCGAACGGUUUACUCAGGGGUGGACUGCCGAGGCAGAACGCCUGGCUGCUGAUUUUGAAUGGUUUAUGAUUCACAUUAAUCUGAUUUUGAACAGCCAGAUACCAGGGCUAUUAGAGGGGCUCAACAAGAAUCAGGGAUGCCUUGAGGCAACACUUUGAAGAUGAAAAUCACUAAUGUUUGUUGCUAUGCUUGGUACUGCAAUGAUUAAUUACAUUUGGUAUGCUAGGAAACAGUUGUGGUUAAGACCUAGGAUUCAACGUAAGGAACUAAUAAAAGUGCCUGUUGACUUCCAGGUGCUAUGAGGUAUCUAUCAUACCUUGCAUGGAAACAAAUAAAGAGUGCUUAUAAUUCAAAAAACUUUGCUUUUAUUGCCAAAUAAACCACAACACCACAUUGACACAUACACACAGACACACUUUUGGUGGGGGAGAAGGUACAGGCGGGGGGAUGAUUUUCAUAGCUGAGUAUAGGUCCAGCUUUCAUUUGAAAAGCUGUCUGCGAGGAUGAAGUGUUGAGUAAAGCGUCAAGUGCCAGAAAGGACUGUGUAGGGAGAGUUUGGGGAGUGCAUGAGAAAGAGUUCUGAAUGUGCUGAAGGGGAGGGCGGGCACACAUCUGCUCAGUCUGCAGUGUUACGAGAGUCUGGAGCAUGUUUGUUUGAUGCUCCAGCACUCCAGCCUCUCUCUGGCAUCCCAAUUGUAAGAAUUCUUCUCUUGUUUUUUCUGCUUUUUGCUUUCCCUCCACUUCUUGCGUUCAGUGUUUUCUGCCUCUGACUGCUGCAGCACCACCUGGAACAUAUCUUCCUUGGUCCAUCUCAGCUGUUUUAUUGUCUUGUGCAGAUGCUCUGUUGCUGUUGGGGGGUUGAUUCUCAAGGUCAAGUCUGGAUAGGCAUAAUUAACAAUAAACAGAAGCACUAUUGUCAACUACACACGGAGCACUGAAACAGUAACAUUAAUACACUGCUGGUAACAUACCUAUCACUUUUUUGGUGAUACUAGGAAGCACACAUGAGGCAGAAGACCCCAUGAAUGGUGAGUGAAGCCAGGAGCAGGGGCCUUGUUUAUGCAGAAAAGCAGUCUGAAAAGGUUGCGGGACACUUACAGGGAGCAACACUCUAAACUUUCUCACUAUUUUCCACGGUUGAUGGUCACUAUGGAAGAUAUCUCACUCCUGAGGGUAAGCAGGGAAGCAAGGGUGGAUCUGCUACAUGCUUGCAGCUUCUACCCGAUUCCUAUGUUGCUAGCCUGUGUGCUCCAUGCCCAAGUAAUUGCAGAGUGGUGUGGGAAAGUGUCUCUCAAUGGGGGAAGGAACAAAAGCAGCUCUGCCAAGGAACCUCUGGCAGAGGAUUGCUGAGUACCUCCAGGAAAGUUUCCUAGAGAUCUCUAUGGAGGAUUCCCACGAAAUCUUGGCGUGCAUCAUCUGCCUGUUCCGCCUAACUGUGCAGGGAAAUGCCCAGCACACAGAAACAAAGCCAGCCUUCUACAUUUCUCUGCCUUCAACCCGCUUCAGAAAUUCACAAAGCACUUACCAGGGGUCUCCUCUCCUGCGUCUGGUUCGCUAGAGAGCAACUUCAGAGACUGGAGUGGAGGACAGCUUCUGACUGGGCUCCACAUCAUCUUCGGGCUCCACAUCUUCAUCAAUGACCUCUGGGUUAGGUCCACUUCCCACUGGCUCCAGACCUGCUGAAGUAUCAAUGGUGCUCUUUGCAAUGGAGGUGGGGUCGCCACCUAGGAUAGCGUCCAACUCCUUAUAAAAACGACAGGUCUGGGGCACAGCACCGGAGAGACAGUUUGCCUCCCUCGUCUUGUGGUAUGCGUUCCUCAGCUCCUUCACCUUUGCUCUGUCCUGCAGCGUGUCCUGGUCAUACCUUUUUCAUGCAAGCUGCGUGCAAUCUGGCCGUAGGUAUCAAAAUUCCUUCAGCUGAAGCCCAGCUGGGGCUGGACAGCCUCCUCCCCCAAAACAUUUAUCAGAUCCAGUAGCUCUGCAGUGGUCCAAGCGGGAGAUGGUUUGCUGCAUGGAGCCUCCAUGGUCAGCUGAGAAAAUGCGAUGUGAGCUCUGCACGCUGAGCAAACAGGAAGUAGAAUUUCAAAAUUCCCUUGGCUUUAAAGGGGGAGUGGCAGAAUGUUGUUUACCUGGCGUCAGGUCAGCAGAGUUGAAACUGCUGACCAGAGUGGUCAGGAUGACCGUCCGGAGGCCAAUAGCAAUGCUAAAAUCAAGCACGGUGUCUACACUGGCACUAAGGGGCCAAAGUCUCGGCGCAAAAAGCCCAAUAACUCUCAUUGGGGUGGUUUUAUUACAGCGCUGCAACUGAGGAUUUUCAGCGCAAAAGUGCUUUUCAGCACGUACGCCUCUGCUGUUUUGUCGCCAAAAGUUUCCUUCGGAUGAAAAAACUUGCCAGUGAAGACCAGACCUUAAGUGCAGAUUGUGACUUAUUUUUUAAAGAGAAAAACAUUUUAUUUAAAAAGAAAUUUUUGAGCAAGGGUUGGUGUUGAUACUUGCGUUUGAACCUACAAGUUGUAGACUGUGGAAGAAAAGUUAAUGGAGCCAUUGUUAGCACUGAUAGAAAGAGGGAUAUUUGUCAGUGGAAUGCAUUUUCAUUAGCUAUUUAAUCAUGAAAGUCAUUUUUAAUACAACCCCAUGACACUGAACGGGACUACAUUUUUUCCAGAGUUGAGAUCUCAAGGGAUAACCUGUGAUUCUUUGGUUGGCAUUGAUGCCACGGAGAUUUCCAUAGCAAACAAACUUAUGCUCCUCUUUCUCUCAGUACUGAAGCUAUAUAAGAUUCAGUUGGAUAGUGAGCCAUGAGUUUUUCUAGCUUUGAUGUUUUUAAAGGACAUAUUACAAUAUAAUAUAUAUAAUAAUGUCUUCUGUAUAAGGCAGCUUAAUCACUUAAUAUAUUACAUGCUAUAACACUGAAUUAAGAGAAGUAGUUCUAAAUAUAAAUAUGGAUAAUCUUAAAUAGAAGAUUUUGUGUUGGUAUUAAUCUACAGGUAAAUUGAAUUUGAGUCAGCAGCUACAGCAUUCUUUUCCCUGUUGUAGAAGAAAGUUGCUUCUUUUAAAAUAGUUUAGUAACAUCUGGCUUUGUGCAGAAGCUGUAGUGCAGAACACAAACUAAAUGCAUGACUUGAGAGACUUUGCAGUGAAAGGGUGGCAGAUGAGUCCAUCAUAGAGCUUAAGAACUUAUUUUCAGAAACUUAUUUUUCUGAACUUAUUUUCAGAAAGCUCAUUUUCUUUGAGCUGUGGUAAUUGACAAAUUUGGAAUCCUGCAUUUUCAUUUUCUUUAGGAAAGAGAUUCUCCUACUGUCCCUUGAAAUGACUAUCUUCCUGUAGAAGAGAGAAACAUGUGUACUUUUACUUAGCAAAUGUAAAAAUUGCAGGUGUGUAGUAUGGUUUUUUUCCCCCUCCCCCCCAAUAUGAAUUUCCUCUUUUCAUUUAUAAUAAAUAGAAAUACAUAUUUUAACUUUGGUUGUAAAUAGAAAAUUGAGUUAUCUUUUUAAACACUUUUUUUUAAGCUGUGGAAGACUUUCCAGACCUUUUAGUCUUUGUUGUCUUACAUUUGAAGAGUGAGAUGCUUGUAGUUAUUUUAUAUUUUGUUUCAAAACUUCUUUAAACAUGGUGCAGGUACAGUUGUAUUAUGUUACAAAACACUUCACUUAAUAGCAGGCCACUUGAGUUUCCAGUAACUUUCAGUGUUGGCACAACUCAGUGCUAAAUACUCAAAAUGUGAGUCUGAGCAGUGAGGAAUAUCUUGCUGCUUUAUCCAUUAUCUGUGAUUCUGCCUUUUUAUUCUGCUGUGGAGAUUUCAGUUAAGAUAUCAGUCUUUUCAGUUAGUUAUUAGAGUCUGAAUAUAUAAUUUUGUACAAGGUCAAAAGUUAAAGUGGCUUUUUUGGGACUUCACUGCUCAUUGUGUUGUGUUUAGAAAAAUCUAGAUUUUUUUUAACCCCCCCCCCCCCCGAAUUCUGUUGCAUAGAAUUCACUUUUAACCACCACCCCAUAUGACUUAAUUUUCCAUAGUCUUAUAUUGUCAGUAGUUUCUGUUGCUACAAUAGUAGCCAAACACUUUGUUGAGAAAUGGUCUAGUGGGAAAUGGAACUGGAGAUGAUACCUACAUACCCCAUGAAAGACAGGGCUCACUAGUGCCUGGUAUGGAACAUUAAGCUGCCAAAUUUCUGGUGGUUUGAUCAGUUAGACUUAAUAGAAGGGCACGUGUCUGUCAGUCACUUUAUGAAUUGUCAGGAUAACGAGAUGUGUACUAACCUACAGAAAUCCAAGCUUUAAAUGCACUGCCGUUUUCAUCAAGCUGUGCUCCCAUCUGUGUCUGCCUAGGACGGGGAAAUCAGACACACAAUUUUAUUAUAUUUAAAAUUCCCCUUUAGCUUGAAACAUGGGCAAAGACAGGCUUGUGGUGUAAAAUGAAAGGAUUUUCAUUUGAUCAUGUAAAAAAUUUAGUACACUGAGAGGUGGAACAGGUUUUCUAUUUUAUCUUGGAUGGAUGCAUUCUCUAAAGGUUUCUGAAGAUAACUUAAUAUACUAACUUCUUGAAUGAAUGAAAUAAUGCUGCUGCUUUGAAAGUCAAGUGUAAGCCUUUGUUUUUCUACAAUAAAGAAAUUGAAAAGA